Messenger RNA from Sclerotinia sclerotiorum 1980 UF-70, 396 nucleotides. RefSeq lists its product with no specific name. The record is from RefSeq and is a predicted model, not a curated record. The transcript has a single exon. Lineage: Eukaryota; Fungi; Ascomycota; Leotiomycetes; Helotiales; Sclerotiniaceae. Bases 1 to 396 code for a protein of 131 amino acids.
AUGUCACCACACUUCCAACCCACCGAAAAAUCGCACAUCCUAAAUCUCUGCACGCAACACCACAUCCGCGCCGGACAACGCACCCGACCAGGAACCUGGACGCAAAUAAUCCACGACAUGGAACUCGAAAUGCGGAAACAUCUCCCAGGGGGCCAAUACUUCAACACCGAUCCCUGGCCUCUAAGACGCUAUCAACCUAAAAGAAUCUCUUGCUUAGCGUUGCGAUGGAUGCGACAAGAAGCGAAAGAGCCGCGGAUUAGAAAGUUAGUUGACUUGCAGAUGUAUCGCGCGAAGGGGGGAAAAACUUUGACGGAGAUUAUUGAGGAACAUGUUGCUUCUGGGUUGUGUGUUAGGACGGAUUUUGGGUUUGGGGCUGGAAGGCCUGGGUGGGUGUGA